This is a messenger RNA of Paramecium tetraurelia, 384 nucleotides long. RefSeq lists its product as uncharacterized. Lineage: Eukaryota; Ciliophora; Oligohymenophorea; Peniculida; Parameciidae. The transcript has 2 exons. The record is from RefSeq and is a predicted model, not a curated record.
AUGUCAUCUGAUAAUUUAUUAUUUUUCAAAGAGUAUGAAGUCAUUCUUUGGAAUUGUGAUUAAGAUCCGCCUAAAUAAUUUAAAUCUAAAUUCGAAAUUACAUGCACAAAUGGUGAAGAAAUUAUGUACAGUUUUGAAGGAGCUAUUUUAAGAGUAGAUAAAAUUUAUGCAGGAUUUAAGGAGCCAGAAGUAUUGACCAAUUUGGAGUAAAUAAAAAAUCUACAAUGGAUAGGAUAAUAUGAUUAAAAUAACUUAAAGAUUGGCCCAUGGCAAGUCUUGUGGAAAUAUGAAUAAUUAACAAAUGUAGGAGGAGAAUACUCAAAGCAAGGAAAUAAAUAAGGAUAAUGGAAAGAGAUUAUAUAGAAUUAUUGGAGGUAAGUUUGA